CAGGGACUCUCCCUAGCAACGCGCGCCUCGUUGCUAGGGGCGGAGGCGCAGAAGGCUGCGGAGCGCCAGGACUUCGGACGCCCUCUGGCCUCGCGUCCUGGCUGGCCCUAGGUACAGCUCGGCCAGCCCACGAGAUUAGAAGUGGCUGCUGAACUGUUUUCCAAAGGAUAAACAUUACAAAUCAUUGACUAUGGCAGCUCACUAAGAAGACCCUAUUGCUUUGCGGGGACCACAGCUUUCAGAAGCAGCCGCAAGGGAUGCUGUUACGCAGGUGCCAACCAAAACAAAGCCCACCUCGGGAGGUUUUCUGUAGGCUCUGCACCAGGAUGGGGAAACUGCAAAGCAAACUCAGACACAGUACCUGUAACAAAUACAGCAGGCCCGAUGGAAUUACGGAAGAGAGAGUCCAGACGAAAGCAUGUCCAGAGUACAGCCCUGCUCACACAGACGCCGUCUCUGCCGUCGCUGCUCUGAGCUCAGACGUUUGUGUCUCCGGAGGAAAAGAUAAGACAGUGGUGGCCUAUAAUUGGAAAACUGGAAAUGUGGUGAAAAGGUUCAAAGGACAUGAACGUGAAAUCACCAAGGUAGCCUGCAUUCCCAAAUCAAACCAGUUCUUCAGUGCCUCUCGAGACAAGAUGGUCAUGAUGUGGGACCUGCAUGGCUCCGUGGAACCCAAGCAGCAGCUGUCUGGCCAUGCCAUGGUGGUCACCGGCUUGGCUGUGAGUCCAGACUCGUCACAGCUGUGCACUGGCUCUCGGGACAACUCCCUGCUUCUGUGGGACGUGAGGACUGGACGGUGUGUGGAGAGAGCAUCUGUCUCCAGGAACCUGGUCACACACCUGUGCUGGGUCCCCCGGGAGCCGUGUAUCCUGCAGACCUCUGAGGAUAAAGCCAUCAGGUUAUGGGACAGUCGAGGGCUGCAGGUGGCUCACGUGUUUCCAGCCAAGCAGCACAUUCAGACGCACUGCGCAGUCAGUGGGGACGGACACACGUGCAUCUCCUGCAGCAGCGGCUUCGGCGGGGAAGGCUGCGAAGCCACGUUGUGGGACCUAAGGCAGACACGGAACAAAAUAUGUGAGUAUAAGGGACAUUUCCAGACUGUUGCUUCCUGUGUCUUUCUACCAAGAGCACUGGCCCUGAUGCCUGCAAUUGCUACCUCAUCCCAUGACUGCAAGGUGAAGAUUUGGAACCAAGAUACUGGAGCCUGCCUGUCCACCUUGCCUCUGGAUGGAUCGGGGCCUUUGACUUCCCUGGCCGUUGGUGACACCGUCUCCUUACUGUGUACAAGUUUCAACAGAGGAAUUCACUUACUCAGAGUGGACCGCAGCCGAGGACUCGAACUGCGGGAAGUGGCAGCGUUCUGAGACCGAGAGACUCCCUGGACAACAGCGGACCACGGCCCGCCUUCCCCAGUGUGGCGUUGUCUUUUCCCAGUGGGCUGGGGGGAGCAGGUGUAGGGCUGCAGGUCUUUGCUGGUGUUCAGUUGGGCGUUAGAUCAGUGGUAGGAGUCGUCUGAGGUCCUGUGGUUCACAAUCAGGUAUCGAGGUACGAAGCCUGGACCUAAUUUUGGGAUUACUCUUCAAAACGCUGACCUGUGGGUGUUAAGAGUGGUCGGCCUCUGUCUGAGUCAGCGUGUACGGCCUGAGUCUGUUACUCUGUAAGAUGAAAAAAGGUGAAAGCUAAUCGGGAUGGGGCCUCCAUGGAGGAAAUGGGUUGUAAACAAGGAGUUUAAGCGAUAGUCGCUGCCUGCCAGCAAUGGGGAGAAUCAGAGUUAGGGCAAGAAAGCGACAGCCUUGGCUCCACUCCAAGUCUUAUAGUGGUAUACUGCUCCUGGUAUGUUCCUAGACCGUGCUGGUGAGCUUGCAGGAAAGGACGCCCUCAGAUGGCUUGAAGGGGCCGACAAGUUCAAGGGCAUUGCUGAGAAUUAUAGGAGUUACCAAACCUGUUCCAUGGAGAAGAAAAUGCAGAAGCUCAGGGAUUACGGCUAAAAAAAGAGUUCAUUUGCAAUGUUAAUACUUUUUUCUCUAGUGAAAUAUUAAUUCCCGGGCACGGCCAGAGUGAGACAAAGGAAUCUCUGAAAUGCCGUAGAGACAUAAAGAAAGGGGUGAAGUCAACUAACUGUGCCAGCACUGAGCCCCUUCCGAGAAGGAGGGCCAGGGUGCUCAGGGCUGCCCGCGUGCCCCUGCAGGCAGCCCCCAGCCUGGUGCUCAGCAGCUCCCCCCGCCACCUUCAGACAAACCCCGACACGAGGCAGCCGAGGCCAGGAGAGUCCCAGCCAGGGGCGGCUUGGGUUUGUCUUCCCUGGUCCCAGCAGCCACAGCCACCCGCCUUGUCCCCCUCCUGCUCCUCCUUGAGCCCCAGGGAUGGGCAGUCACCCCUGAGCGUGAAUCUCCACACCUCCAUGUAGCUGGCUGAUCUGGGACAGGCUGUGGGGUCGCAGUUCUCUCACUGGAAGCCCUCGGGGGACUGGGCAGAGCUGUAGUAGAUGCCAGGCAGGGCAGUGGCUGCUGACUGGCAGCCCGAGCUAAUUAUUCUCCUCUCUGUCCAAGCCACGGUGUCUUGUCCACACUGCCAUCUGCCGGCCCUUCACCCAUCCUUCCUGCAUUGCAUUCUCCGUCCUGUCUGUCAUUGUUCAUCCUGCCUUUGAACUCUUCAGCUGUGGCUCUUUGAGCUCUGGAAGGGGGGAGAACUAACAGGAGAGGAAGUGACGUCAUCGAGCACCAGCGAGGGCUAGUACCUGUAUUCUCUCUGCAGUUCUUGGUAUUUCCGCUUCACAGGUGAGGAGACCGAGACCCAGAGGCACGCUCUGAGUCAUGCACAUGGAAGGGGAGAGCUGAGAUUUGCUUCUGGUUCUGCCCGACUCAAAGCCACACCUUUCCCUUUCUGCCUUUGCAUUGUGUCACAGACCUUCUCUGUGCAUUUUAAAAAUGCAUAGAUGAUGGGAGCAGUGCUGUGGCGAAGCAGGUAAAGCCACCGCCUGCAGUGCCGGCAUACCAUAUGGGCACCGGUUCCAGUCCCGGCUGCUCCACUUCCACUAAGGCCUGGGAUAGCAGUAGAAGAUGGCUCAAAUCCUUAGGCCCCUGCACCCACAUGGGAGACCCGGAAGUAGCUCCUGGCUCCUGGCUUCGGAUCGGUGCAGCUCCGGCAGUUGUGGCCAAUUGGGGAGCGAACCAGCGGGUGGAGGACCUCUCUCUCUCUCUCUCUCUCUGCCUCUUCUCUCUGUGUAACUCUGGCUUUCAAGUAAAUAAAUCUUUUUUUAAA
Messenger RNA from Oryctolagus cuniculus (rabbit), 3261 nucleotides. It is a transcript of the gene WDR31, whose product is annotated as WD repeat domain 31. The record is from RefSeq and is a predicted model, not a curated record. Gene Ontology annotation, molecular function: protein binding. NCBI's taxonomy places the organism in Eukaryota, Metazoa, Chordata, Mammalia, Lagomorpha, Leporidae.